UGCAGAGAUGAGUGUCGUAUCGAAGUCUCGCUUCAUAUUCCUGAUCAGUUCGUCGCUGCUGGCCCUGCUGGCCGUAGCCAUUAUAACCAGCUGUUUGUUCUCGGUUAGUUUUCGCUACAUCACGGACCACGAGCAUCUGAAAGGCACACGAUACUACGGCUUGAUACGAUACUGUUUCGAAUCGCAGUUUGGCCGCUACGGCACAGACGACUCGAUGGCUGACGUCUGCUAUCUGCGAUCCGCUGCUCCUAGGUAUCUGACGAAAAUCGAGUACAAGGCAAUGUAUGGAGAUUUCGAGCUGGCUACAUUGAUACUACUGUCAUGUGCAAUAGCAUGUAGUCUUCUCGCGAUAUGCUUUGCGAUAUGCAGCAUUUUCACUCCAUUUGGUGCUCUCGCUCAUUGCGUGAUGUUACUUGCGGCCGCAAUCUGCUCAGUGUCAGCCUUCAUUGUCUAUACGUAUUUCAACGAACUAAAGGAUAACCAGAACGAAACCGUCAAUGGAAACAUCAUACGAUAUCACUUCGGAUGGGCGUACUAUUGGAGCGGAGGAGCGGCGGCAUGCUUGUUCUGCUCCUUUAUUUGCAGCCUGUUCGCCGCCGUUUUUGUCCUAGUGCAUAAGCAACAAAGGGACAAAAUCGACACAGUUGUUUUAUAAUAAAGCGUGAUAUGUUGUGAUCAACAGCCGAAAUCUUUCAAUCGAUUCACUUCCUCAUUAACCAUGUUGUAACGGAUCUUUCAUAACGAAGGCUUUAUUUGUGCCUUAAAAGUUCAGGCCAAUUCACAGCCAAACAUUCCCAGUGAUCUGAUAUAUUUGCCUCAAGA
Cylicocyclus nassatus is the source of this 822-nucleotide messenger RNA. The record is from the annotation of a GenBank genome assembly. NCBI's taxonomy places the organism in Eukaryota, Metazoa, Nematoda, Chromadorea, Rhabditida, Strongylidae.